UCAACACACAUUAUGCCAACAUGAUGGAAAGGAUAACAUUCACAGCCUUCUUUCUGUCUCUGUUUGCAGCUUGCAGAAGUUUGCAGGUGACCAUUGUGCUGAAGCCUGAUGUAGGAACCGUGGGCGACUCAGUGCAGUUUUUAGUCUCUACAGACUCACAUAAUGGUUUUUUGUUUAUAUCAUGGACUGUGAAUGGCUCCACUAUACUUACCUUUGAUGGAACCAACAUCAUAACAGCCCCUGUCUAUAACGAGAGAAUCAACUUUGAUAUCACAACUGGAUCACUGGAGCUGAAGAAUCUCACUCUGCAUGAUAGCGGGACCUAUCAGCUACAAAUUGUAGCUGCAGGAGAACCUCAAGUCCAAGAAGUCAUCCUCAACGUGUUGGUUGGACCCGAUACCGUUGCAGUAGCUGUGAGUCCUCCAGGGCCCAUAUUCACCUCAGGAACCAGCCUCACCCUGUCCUGCUCAGCUCAGUCCAGACCUCCUGCACAGUUUCAAUGAGCUCUUAAUGACACACUGCUGAACGAAAUGGGCGAUCAACUCCUGCUGACAAAUAUUAAGGAGAGUCAGAGUGGUAAUUAUACCUGCUGGGCUCAUAACACCAUAACCCAACAGUAUCAUUCAUCUGAACGUUCAGUGAUCACUGUUCUGGAGGGAGGUGUCCACAAUGGCCUGUCUGGUGGAGCGAUUGCUGGGAUUGUCAUCGGUAUUUUACUGGCUCUGGGGCUUUUUCCAGCUGGAUUCUUUAUCAUGAAGAAACUGCGGUGAGUAACAAAGGGCCUUUACUAC
Molecule: messenger RNA, 791 nt
Organism: Paramormyrops kingsleyae
Lineage: Eukaryota; Metazoa; Chordata; Actinopteri; Osteoglossiformes; Mormyridae
Source: RefSeq, a predicted model, not a curated record